Molecule: messenger RNA, 7186 nt
Organism: Gallus gallus (chicken)
Lineage: Eukaryota; Metazoa; Chordata; Aves; Galliformes; Phasianidae
Gene: EPB41L5
Product: erythrocyte membrane protein band 4.1 like 5
Exons: 26
Coding region: 245-2632 (795 amino acids)
Cellular component (GO): cytoskeleton
Molecular function (GO): cytoskeletal protein binding
Source: RefSeq, a predicted model, not a curated record
CCCCUCCGCGCGUCGCUUCCCGCCGCGGUCGUCGCGUCGUCCCUUCCUCGGCCCCGAACCGCCGCCGCCGGCAGCCCGCAGGUGAGUGAGUAACGCGGCCGGGCGCGGAGGGCGCUUGCCCGCCGGAGGCCCUCCCGCAUCGCUCCGCCAUGUUGUCGGGCCCGCCCCUCCGCUCCCGGCCCGCCCCGGGCCCCGAGCAGCCGCCGCGCCGCACGGCCCCGGCGCGACGCCGCCGCCAGCCAAGAUGCUGAGCUUCUUCCGCCGGACGUUGGGGCGCCGCUCCAUGCGCAGACACGCGGAGCGGGAGCGGCUGCGCGAGGCCCAGAGGGCUGCGACCCACAUCCCGGCGGCCGGGGACGCCAGGUCGGUCAUCACCUGCCGUGUGGCUCUGCUGGACGGCACCGACGUCAGCGUGGACCUUCCGAAAAAAGCCAAAGGCCAGCUCCUGUUUGAGCAGAUCAUGUAUCACCUGGACCUCAUAGAAAGCGACUAUUUUGGAUUAAGGUUCAUGGAUUCUGCACAAGUGGCGCACUGGUUGGACAACACAAAAAGCAUCAAAAAGCAAGUUAAAAUUGGCCCGCCAUACUGUCUGCAUUUUCGUGUCAAGUUUUACUCGUCAGAGCCCAACAAUCUGCGUGAAGAGCUAACAAGGUAUUUAUUUGUUCUGCAGCUAAAACUGGAUAUUCUGAGUGGAAAAUUGGAAUGUCCUUUUGACACAGCCGUCCAGUUGGCAGCUUAUAAUAUGCAAGCUGAACUUGGAGACUACGAUCCUGCAGAGCAUGUCCCUGAGCUGGUAUCUGAGUUCAGAUUUGUGCCUACUCAGACCGAGGAGAUGGAGCUGGCCAUCUUCGAGAAGUGGAAGGAAUGCAGGGGGCAAACACCAGCACAGGCUGAAACUAACUACUUAAACAAAGCUAAGUGGCUGGAAAUGUAUGGUGUAGACAUGCACAUAGUCAAGGCAAGAGAUGGCAAUGAUUACAGCCUGGGACUAACCCCUACGGGAGUUCUUGUCUUUGAAGGAGACACAAAGAUUGGUUUGUUUUUCUGGCCAAAGAUAACAAGACUUGACUUCAAGAAGAACAAACUUACUCUUGUUGUUGUUGAGGAUGAUGAACAGGGGAAGGAGCAGGAGCAUACUUUUGUCUUUAGACUGGAUCACCCCAAGGCUUGCAAACACUUAUGGAAAUGUGCAGUGGAACAUCACGCCUUCUUCCGGCUCCGAGGUCCUGUCCAAAAAAGCUCAAGCAGAUCAGGCUUCAUUCGGCUGGGCUCCCGCUUCCGCUACAGUGGGAAAACAGAAUACCAAACCACCAAGACCAACAAAGCCAGGAGAUCAGCAUCCUUUGAAAGGAGGCCCAGCAAAAGAUACUCAAGACGGACACUACAAAUGAAAGCACACGUUGCUAAACUUGAAGAAACAAGUUUUCCAAACAAUGCUGUUAUUACCCAAACCAAUGGAUCACAAAGUUGGAACGUGAAGCCAAACUUACCUGUCCUAACAGCAGCAGUUCCUUCUGCCCCAGUCCUAGUGGAAAUAGAGAACCUCCCUAGGAGUCCAGGAGCCAGCCAGCACGACAAGUGCAUACCCCUUGUUGAUCUCCUCGACAGUGUGGAUUUGCCAGAGACCUGUGUGGAUGAUGCUGUAGGCCAUCCCGUCGUUGCCCUGGUAACAGGAGACUCGGGAGAGGCUGUUGGUUGCCCUCAUCCUGGCACUAAGGAAGCUGCCGUCGAAAAAGCAGACUCUGACCCAUUUGAAGAUGCAUUCCUGAAACUGAAGCAGCUGGAGGCAGAGUGCAGCAGCCCUGUGCCUGCUGAGCGUCCCAGUGUAAACAUAAACGUGCAGGAUGAAGUGGUGAAGCUCACAGAUAAAUGUCUUAACAAUGCAAUUGAGAGCCCGAUAGCAGCAGCGACGUGGCUUCCAGCAGACAUGAAAAGCAAUAUCCUGAAGGCCCAGGCGGAAGCACAAGGGCACAAGGUUGUAAGAGAAGACAGCCUGAUAGGUAGCAAGAAUUCCAACAUUCAGGAUGCUGCUGCCAGGUACUGUCUUGGUUUGGAAGAAAAGCACAAUGUAUUUUCCCAGGUACAGCACUGCAAACCUGGAGCUCUGGAGUCUCAGUGCUCAGGGAACAUUCUCCCAUCAGGGAAGACCCAGAGUAGUACCCCAGCAAGCAGUCCAGUAUUUCAAAACAACCUGAAAACAACCCCUGCCUCAAACACCUUCAUUCCUAAUGCAUUAAAUGAGGAUAAUGCUGCCUCUAACCAUGAAGAGUUGCUGAUUUCAGCUAAUGUGGCUCCAGCUGAGGAGGCUGCUGUUUCAAAGAGCGCUCCAGAUGACCGGGACGUUUCCCUAACAUCAUUGACAGAGAAUCUAAUUGACUUUACAGAAGCUACACCUCGGGUGUCUUCCCAGCCCACAAUAACACCGAGGUGGUUGGUGCCAAGCGGACUGAUGUCCAAUGGGCCUUUGGGAAAUGAUGUUGCCUUAUCUCUGAAAGCAAUGAAAGGCAGCACAGAGGCUCUUUUGUCAUCAGCUGGAUUGCCACCGUGCCAGCAGACAGCCGAAGUCCUUGCAAGCCCAGUCGCUGAGGAUGCUACAGUAAGGACGAAAUGUUUACUCACCACUGAACUCUAGAAGAUGGACCUUCUGUACUUCCCACCUAGUAAAAACUCAAAUCUUCUGACAUCUACAAGGGAUCCUUCUGAAAGACUUGCAUGGGAUAAAACUCUUUCUGAAUGGGAGUGAAACAGCCAGCUGGUUUGCUAGAAUCCAGGAAGAGACUUUCACAUUUAUUGCAAUCUAACUGGAAUUACAGCCUGAGCCGAAAUGUAAAACCACAUGAAAGUUUGAUCUUCUCCCUCGUGAGAAGUGAAGUAUCACACUGGAGCUAAUUGUGAACACGAGGAACAAAGUCUAGUUGUGUUCCACUCACACUUGGUUUAGUCUUAUACCUCUCAAAUGUUAUGGGCGAGUGAUCACUGUGAUGUUAGCUCUGCAGCGUUUGAGCACCAUAUCCCUGUCCUUUGUAGAGUAAUAUUGGGAAGAUUAGGAGAACUUCUAGGGCCACCUUGUGGCCACACUGUGUAUGGUGGCUCACAGUAGCGAUGACUGUUUCACGUGGCCAAGAUCAUUUUCUUCUGUGUGAUUAGUCACUCUGAGUUUCCUUUGUUUUACUGCCACACAUGCUCCUUUUGGCCUUAAAGCCCUGGGUAAUCUUUGCACCUCUUCUUACAGGACAAACUACUGUGACAAACUACUUUGACUGGAUUUGAGCUGCUCAUUGCAACCAGGAAAAGGAAAGUUAACCUGCCAAACUUCUUAUAGUAUUAGCAUAUUGCAGCAAAGGUCCCACGUUUUGACACUGGUUAUUUUGUUUCCUCCUUCACUCAAAUACAGAGUGCAUUUAGGCUGUAGAUGAAUUUUGUUUGUUUGUUUUCAGCAUUGAAGUAGUGAAGUUGUGAGUACAGCUUACUUCAGGAACUGCUUCUUGGUUAGUUCUCUUGUCGUUCAGGGCUAGGAAAGACAAGAUUUUCCUUGUUUCUGUUCACAUUGUUGCUAGGUGUUGGUUUGAGGUCCUGUGCUUUGGAGAUGCUUAAAACGCAGGAUAAGGUGUGAGGGUACAGCUGGGUCAGUUCUUAACACCACCUUGAAUCCUGUUCCAGUUACGUAUGGAACAAAAUACAGGGUAAGGUGAAAAUGGGGAAAAGAGAUGAAACAUUCCCAAAAGCAGUUCACCUGCUUCUAGGAGGAAGGUAGGAGCACUUGCAAGAGCGUGCUCCACAGUGCUGGUGAAGACCUUUUGGUGCUCAGGUGAAGUACAGGAUACAACACAUACAGUUUGAAGAGUGCCCUGGUGAUCAGGAUCCCUGUGUGUAGAGGUGAGAACGUGGACCCUGGGAAUAUAUCCUGUGAAAAUACCAGUGCAGAGUCAGAGGAAGGAGAAGUGUAGAAGCGCAGUGAUGAAUUCCACAUCUCCGUACAGGGAAGCACAGUUGAAGCUACUGGGAUCCUUCUCAGGAAGAGGUUUGUACAUAGGACUGGGCUUGGAGGAUGUUUUCUGCGCAGUGCUGCUCUUAUAACUAUUUAUAUAUGUAGGGUUCUUAGGAAUAAUUUUAAAUGUGAAACUGAGUUAGAAACCUGUAUGCACAGCUUUCUUUGUGCAUGCCUGCUGCAUGAACAUAACUCCGUGUGGACAAAGAGUUGGACCAAACCACUGUGGGUUGUGCAGGUAAGCUGGUGUCCUGCUAGGCUGCUGCUUUCAGAUUAGGGUAUGUCUUGGGUGUUCUUAUGGCUCUUCUCAUGAAUUUUUAUAAGAUGCUGACUGAGAGUCAGCAUUUACACGGCCCGCUGCCACUCCUCAAAACCUCAGAGGCCUUAAUAGAAAAACAUAGGGACCAUUGGGAGCAAUUGUGACUGACAUACGCUACAGUGAGUGAUUUGCAGCCUUUGCCUAUAUAACCUAGAGUCAGAAUUGAUGGCAGGAGCUUAAGGCACACUUCCCCACUCACAGCACUGCCAGCCAAAGGGGAGCUGCUCUUUGGGCCCAAGUGAUGCGCUUCUGUUAGCCAGCACUCACCUCCCAUCGUUGCUUCCAGCAGAGUAUUGGCUUUUUUAUAUUUUAAGCCUGAGCCUUAUUACGAAUUAAAACAUAAAAGAUACCCAAUUCAAAUACCAAGUGUCUUGGUGUGGAUUAACAGAGUUGCCAGAAAAGUUCCUGCAGCAAAAAAGGGAAGCUAUGGCUGCAACAGUCUGCUUCCUGCACAAAGCCAGGACUGUGUGGGGAAACUUGGCACUCGCUAUCGAUCUGUUUGCUCAGCAGCUGAGCUGGCAUUCACCAACUACAUGUGUUGGUUUUGUAAAUAGACAGAAUGCAGAAGCAUUUUCUUUAAGGCAUAUUUGAUAUUUGACUCUUCCCAUUGGGUUCAGGAGCUGUGUGAACUGUUAGCUUGAAUUUCUCCCAGAAGUAAAAUAACAGAAGUUUACAGUUUUAAAGUACUGAGUGCUAAAUACCAUCAUUAGAUUCCUUCUGGGCAAUCACAUAUAGGGGGAAAAAAAAUAAAAAAGCCCCAAAACAAGUAACACAUGGUCAAUGUGGCCUCCUAAAAUCUAAAUGGUUCCAAGUCCCAAUUGUUACACUGUCAGUGUGGCUGGGGUGGUGGUGAUGGAGGGAAUGUUGCAUUUAAACUCCCACGUGGGAGAGUUUCAUAGAGGGAUGGUUUUCCUCCACUUCCAAUAGCCAAAUACUUGAAAUUUUACUUAAAAAUUUGAAAUGUUUAGCUUUUAUGUUAGAGAUCUGCGAUUUCCAGUAGAAUUGAGGCUGCAAACCCAGCUCUUCCCAGCAAUGUCCUGGUAGCUGAAGGAAAUACGCAGGCCAUUUAACUCAACGUAGCUUAUUUAGCUAUUCCAUUUGUUUGUAUGGGGAGCCUGAAGAAACUGAGACACCACAGUUAUGUGAUCUGAACAGGCACGUAAUCCAGUGCCUGAACGUCCUGUAGCUUUGCAUCACUGUUUUGCUUUAAAACUACAGGCCUUGUGUUGUGUUGUGACUGGCUAUCAGGUAACGGAGCGUUACUUAUCACUUGUGCUUUAUCAAAUGCAAGUAGACACGUGGUUCCUGCAGCUAAUCCUAUAGUGUAUCAGUGAGUCCCAGUAUGCUGCUGAGAAGGAGGAGUUUUCCUAACAUGGCUAUUUUAUUGGUUGACUGGCUGGAAGGUUCGGUCACCCCCUAAAAGCUCAUUUUAUUUGUCUAUGUUUAAAGAGUGAUAAAUGAAACUUAAGCGUUAAUCUGAUGUUGGGAUGCCGGCAGAUCUGCCAACCACUUAAAAGCUUUGAGAGCUGAAAGGAAUGAAGAAAUACAGCCACGUGCUGUGUUGCAGUCAUUUGGAAAAAUCCAGAUCCCUUACAAAUUUAUAUACACACACAUAUAUAUCUAUCGUUUUCCCUAAGAAUGUUAUGAGCUGUUGACUGACUUGCAGCCUGCACUCACCGACUUGUACCCUUGUGCUGCGUGUGCGUGUAGUGCUGACGAGAGAUGGAUGCUUUUUAACUCUGUUAAAAAAAAAACAAAACAAGAGAGAUUGUUCGCCAUAAAAGAUCUGACAGAAAUGUUAGCAUUUAUUAAAAAAAAACAACAACACAAAACUAAACUAAAAAGGAAAGCCGCCAUCUCUCCAAGUGAUUCCUCUUUUAGAAAUGGUGGAUAAUAGACCAGAUAGAAUGCACUCCAGUUUAAACUGCAAUUCCAUGCAUAGCUUGUCAGAGACAGCCAGCUGGACCACAGGUAUGUUUUGGACAACCCUUUGGCCACAACCUGGCAGGAAAAUGUGCUGCACCAAAUGAGGAGCUCAGGUGAAAGGUUCGGUUCCAUGUGGGUCUCCCCACACGCCGUUUUCAGCCCAUGCAGCCAAGUUUUGCUUUUGUCUCUCAAAGCAAAGCCGUACUGUUCAGAUCUGCCACAAACAGCACUGGAUGUAUUUUCUGCACUGUGAAUGUGUUCUGGUACAACCUGAAUCUCCCCCAGGUGAAGCACGGAGUGUUUGUUAGUUAGAAAGCGGCAGUAAAAUUACGUAGCUAUUAGUUGCAUUAACGUCACAGCUAGACAAUCGUAGCUUUUAUACCAAAAAACAGAACUCCAUGCUAAUGGCCUUCCAGUGGUGCAGGUGUAAUCCACGUGUGUUUGGUCCAAGUGUCAGCACCGUAGAAGGAACGGGCUGAGCCCAUCUGCUGGGAGGUGGAGUGGGCAUUGCUCCGUGUGCUGUGUCACUGCAGGGGGCCAUGGGGCUUCUCCUGCUAAGUGCACCUCCUUUGUAUUGUUGGGCUUGAGCACUUUGCUUCCUAAACACACACACCCCUUCCUAUAACUGGAGAAACCUAUUUUUGAAGUACGUAAGAGUAUUUUUUUAGCUAGAUUUUUUUUGUUAAAGCCACACUAACUACUGUAUUUUUACCUUUUUAUAUGUAAAGCUCGGCGGUAGCUCUCCAUGUAUAAUUUAUUUGGAUUUUUUUAUAAAACAAAGUGCACCCUCUUGCUUCUGUUUCACAGUAGUGAUGUAUGAACGGCUUUGGGCACUGCACUGCGAUCCUUACAGAAACUGUACACGGGAACGAGAAGUGUGAUUUGUUGUCCACAACCCGAUCUCGAAAUGUUUAUGCUGUAGUUGUGUCUGAAAUACACCACGUCCGUGCAAA